AUGGUCCGUUCUUUGUCGCUGAGUACCCUGGGACCACUGGCUGCAUCUGCGCUCAUUAAACAUGGGCUCGUGACUGACUCGGAUGUCGAAAUGCGGUGUGGCAGUCAAUCAAAGCACAGCAAUAAUCAAAUGCGCUUUGCCGCGACCGGUGAGUGUGUCUGCUCGCAGCAACGUCGUAAAGUGCAAAAGGCUCGAGCGAGGUGGUGCGCCCCCAAGGAUGGCUGCAAACUACGGCGGGCUGACGAUUCUUCGCUGGAGCGUUGCGUCGUCACCCAUUUAUGCAGCCAGUCGAAAACAGGCCGGCAAGGUGCCGAGGCUGAAUACGCUCUGGGCGUUUCGCCAUUCUGUUGCCUCGUGGUGGCUACAUCCGCGCAAGUCCGAGAGAGCCUCGUCACCGGCGGGAGAUUCGGCAGUGGGAGAGAAAAUCCUACAAAGGCUCUUUGUCUGCGUGUGAGUAUUGCAGAAUCAUGGCAGGCGUCGAAUCAGAAGGGCAGGCAGGCGUUUGGCCAUGGAUGCCGGUUUGCAAGCCGCACGCCGGCGCAAGGGACGAACGAUGGGCCAAAUUGUGGAGGCCGGAUGACGGGGCGUGAUUCGAGGACAAAAGCGAGCAAGUUGGAGCUGCUGCUGGCUGGAGCGAACGGUUCUCCCGGCGCAAGACAUAUCGGCCCUCCCGCGUGCUACACUGCCCCGCGAGCGGGCGAGUGCCUGAGGUCGCCGAGUCGCACCGGUGGGCGCGCGCCCUUGACUAGCCAUGGCAAGGAACUCACGUCACAACGCUGCAAACAGCACAAGGCCGUUGCCGCAGUGUUCCACACCAACUGUCACGACAGGGGUGCUGCCGUCCUUGACGAGCAAAACGACCGACGCGCCCGGAUUGAUCAGCCCUAUCAGAUAUUGCAGCAGAUGAAAGGGCAACAGGCCGCCUCGUGGCCUAUGAAGCAGAAGCUCACGCACAUGCCUGCCUGCCGGGGGGAGCAGCGGCGGCGGUGGAGGUGGAGGAGUAGCAGUAGGAAGAGGAGGAGGCAUCAACGAUGCGAGAUGACUGUGGUUGUCGUCACGAUUUGGACAGCAGUGUUUGGUCAUGGACGAGUCCAAAAAGCAGGCAUGACGGGCGGGCAGCAUGGCAGCAUGGCGGCGGCGGCCGCCCUCGCCGCCGCUCAGCAAGGCCAGCAAAGCACGAUCACAGCGCGACGGGAGUCCCCGAGCUCUUGGCGAGUCAUACAUCUCAAGCAAGCUGCCGGCCCGCAGCAUCAUCAUGCACACGGGCCCGGGCUCCUAGGUCAUACGCCAACCAGCAAGGGGCCUGACUCUGGGUGCGAGGGGGGGCGGGCAGGCCAGCCAGGCCACGCCCGCCGUGGAUGGCAUGGCAUGGCGGACUGGUGGUGGACUGGUGGUGGAUUGGCGGAUGCAGAUACGUCGUCGUCGUCGUCGUCGCCGUCGUCGUUGCUGUGGGACGCCCGCUGGCUGCGAGGGAGAGGGGGGAGGAGGCGUGAUGCGAUGCGAUGCGAUGCUACAGCCGCGGCCACACGCACUGCACGCUGCCCACCAGCCCAUGAUCCAUCCGCCGGCGCCGCUCGAGGGCCUUCUGUUGCCUUCGCCCGUCUGCGUCUGCUGCUGCUGCUGUUGCUGUUGCUGCAGGCGGGUGGUGUGGCUGCACGUCCAAUGCAAGUGAGGAUGCCGCAUGGCCUUUAG
Bipolaris oryzae ATCC 44560 is the source of this 1692-nucleotide messenger RNA. RefSeq lists its product as uncharacterized. The coding region runs from base 1 to 1692 and encodes 563 amino acids. The transcript is spliced from 4 exons. The record is from RefSeq and is a predicted model, not a curated record. Lineage: Eukaryota; Fungi; Ascomycota; Dothideomycetes; Pleosporales; Pleosporaceae.